UUCCUGGUGUUGUGAUGGGUGUAACUGAGAGUAGGAUGCUAACAUCACAGUGCUAUAUAAAUUGGCUAUUGCUUCAACAUAUUGUUUUUCGUAAGUUAUAUGCUAUGCUCUGUUGUGAAGUGUUGACUUUCAUGACACUGUCAUGUAUGCACAACCCUUUGUUACCGGUGCUGCGACACAUGUAUUUUUACCGUUGAAAAAUUUAGGCGUCAAAAAUCGCGCGUAAGAAAAAGCGGCAGUUUCCGUUCACGCGACUCUUCACUACUCCUCUUACCUAAUGCCUACACAUCCCAGUAAAGACUUAUACGAAAUUCUUGGUCUUUCCAAAGAAUCAGCCACAGAUUCCACCAUUCGUACAGCUUAUCGUCGAUUAGCAUUGCGAUGCCAUCCCGACAAGCAGAGCGCCAAUGCCACCGAAGAGGAGAAGCAAAAGGCGGCCGAAGAUUUUCAGGAAAUCGGUAUUGCCUAUGCUGUGCUCAGCGACGAAAAGAGGAAGAAAACAUAUGAUCGUACGGGAAGAAUAAGCGAGGGAAUAGACCUCGACGACAGCGAAAAGGACUGGGACGCCUAUUUUCGGGAAUUGUGGUCAGGCGAAGUAGACGCCAGCACUAUUGAGGCAUUCGCCGCAAAGUACAAAGGAUCAGAUGAGGAAAAGGACGAUUUACUAGCGGCUUACGAAGAAUGUAAAGGCGAUAUGGACAGGAUACUGACGAUGGUUUUGUGCAGUAGCGAAGAAGAUGCGCCUAGAUUUAAAGAUAUUUUGCAAAAAGCAAUUGAAGAUAAAAGUAUCAAGCGGUAUGGUGCGUUUACGUCUUCCACGUCUACCAAGGCUGGGCAGCGACGAAAGCGCAACGCUGACAGGGAAGCGAAGGAGGCAGAAAGCUAUGCCAAAGAAAUGGGUUUGGAUAAAAAACUCUGGGGUAAAAAAGGUGAAGAUGAUGAAAGCUCACUCAAGGCGCUCAUACAAGCACGCAACGCUCAGCGCAAUGAACGACUAGAAUCUAUGAUGGAUGCGAUUGUAGAGCGUGAAGAAGCCAAAGCAAAGGCCAAAGCAAGGGCCAAAAGCAAGGCCAAAGCAAAGACUACAACGAAAUGAAUGAGAAUAAAAAUUUCAAUUAUAGCACUUUGCUAUUAAUGAGACAUGCUA
Umbelopsis ramanniana AG is the source of this 1147-nucleotide messenger RNA. RefSeq lists its product as uncharacterized. NCBI's taxonomy places the organism in Eukaryota, Fungi, Mucoromycota, Umbelopsidomycetes, Umbelopsidales, Umbelopsidaceae. Bases 278 to 1096 code for a protein of 272 amino acids. Gene Ontology annotation, cellular component: cytoplasm; nucleus. The transcript is spliced from 2 exons. The record is from RefSeq and is a predicted model, not a curated record. Gene Ontology annotation, molecular function: heat shock protein binding.